This is a messenger RNA of Pogoniulus pusillus (Red-fronted tinkerbird), 5595 nucleotides long. RefSeq names its product follistatin-related protein 4-like. The transcript is spliced from 17 exons. The coding region runs from base 259 to 2856 and encodes 865 amino acids. Gene Ontology annotation, molecular function: protein binding; calcium ion binding. Gene Ontology annotation, biological process: multicellular organism development; regulation of BMP signaling pathway; cell differentiation. The record is from RefSeq and is a predicted model, not a curated record. Lineage: Eukaryota; Metazoa; Chordata; Aves; Piciformes; Lybiidae.
GUCCCGUACCGCUGUGUGUCAGUGUUUCUCGAGGGUGGUGGGGGGGGGGAGGUUCCGCUGUGCUCCGCGCUGCCCCGCGUCUCGCUCGGUUCUGGAGCAGCUCCGCGCUGUCCCCGCCGCCGCUGUUUGCCUCCGUCCUGCGUGCGCUCCGCGCGGCUCGGGAGUUUGCGGUUGCCGUUGCUACUGUUGUCACCUCCCGAGAACCUUCGGCGGCUCGCUCUGCGCUCUCGGGUUGGGCGCGGUAACAGACCUGAAACGAUGAAAUCAAGCUGCUUUUGGUUGUGUCUCGUAUUGCUUGGGGUAUUCCCAUCAGUCACGAGGGGAUGGAUGGACGUGGACAGGAGCAGAAGUCUAUAUUCAGAUGUGGGCAGGUUGCAUCAAGAGGACUCCAGAAGGUUUGAAGUUACAAGAAGAAAAGCUCACAUGGAAUUCGCCACAGGACUUGUGUUGGAUAUUUUCCUGCCUCCGUUUUGGGCCGCAGCCAUUCGGACUGUGCUUUAUGGGCAGGAUGGCCUCCAUGCAUCAUGUGAGAAGAAGUACUGUGGCCGUGGGAGUAAGUGUGUGGUGAACAAGGACACCAACCAGCCCGAGUGCAGGUGCAUAGAAACUUGCAAGUCCAGCUACAUGCCUGUGUGUGGAUCUGAUGGCAAAUUCUAUGAAAAUCAUUGCCAGCUGCAUCAAGCCUCCUGCCUGCAGAGGAAGAAGAUCUACAUUAUCCAUAGCAAGGACUGUUUCUUCAAAGGUGACACCUGUACAAUGGCAGACUACAGCCGCCUCAAAAGCAUCCUCCUGGACCUGCAGGCUCAUCGGCAGAGCCCACCAAGCAGCCUGGCCGAGGAUAGGAUAUCCCAGAAGCGCUUCUUAGUUGAAGAUCUGUUUAAGCACUUGGAUCUAAACAGUGAUGGGCAUCUCAGCAGCUCUGAACUGGCUCAGCUAAUGAAGAAGGAGGACCUGGAAGAUGAUUUAUUGGAUUGUACACUAGAAGACCUUCUCCGCUUUGAUGAUUACAACAGUGACGGCCGCUUAACCCUGCAGGAGCUCUACACAGCCUUCCAGGUGGUUCGGCUGAGCCUACCUGAGGACCAGAAGAUCAGUGUUACCACCAUCACUGUUGGCCUCAGCACCGUCCUGACGUGCAGCAUCCGCGGGGCACUGCGGCCUCCCAUCAUCUGGAAGCGCAACGGAGUCAUCCUCAACUUCCUUGACUUGGAGGACAUCAACGAUUUUGGAGAAGAUGAUUCCCUCUACAUCACCAAGGUAACAACUAUUCACAUGGGCAAUUACACCUGUCAUGCUUAUGGCUAUGAAGAGCUGUAUCAGACCCACAUCCUUCAGGUGAAUGUGCCGCCGGUGAUUCGCGUCUACCCCGAAACGCAGGCGCAGGAGCCCGGCGUGUCGGCCAGCCUGAAAUGUCACGCCGAAGGCAUCCCUAAUCCCCGCAUUAGCUGGCUGAAGAACGGCAUUGAUAUCAUGCCAAAACUCUCCAAACAACUCUCGCUGCUAGCAAAUGGAAGCGAGCUUCAUAUCAGUAGCGUGCGGUAUGAAGACACUGGUGCCUACACCUGCAUUGCUAAAAAUGAGGUGGGAGUGGAUGAGGACAUAUCUUCACUUUUCAUAGAGGACUCGGCCAGAAAGACACUUGCAAACAUACUGUGGCGAGAGGAAGGCCUGAGUGUUGGGAAUAUGUUCUAUGUCUUUUCUGAUGAUGGGAUCACAGUCCUUCAGCCAAACGAAUGUGAAAUCCGGAGACACAUCAGGCCUGAAGAGAGGAUUUUCACAAGUUAUGAAGAGAUCUGUCCUAGAGUGGAAGGUGAAGGCACUCAGACCUGCCUUUGGGCUUCAGCGGUCAAUGUCAGAGACAAGUACAUUUAUGUGACACAGCCUAAGCAGAACAGAGUAAUGAUAAUUGAUAUCCAGACUCAGAAAGCCGUGCAGACCUUUGACGUUGACCCAUUGCCAACCAAAUUGCAUUACGACAAGUCCCACGACCAAGUCUGGGUGCUUAGCUGGGGUGACAUGCAGAAGUCCUCUCCAACGCUGCAGGUAAUACCAGAGGCAAGCAGCGGGGAGGAGCAGCAUGUGAUCCGCACGCCCUUCCAAGGAGUGGAGGAGUUUUUUAUACCACCUACAAAUCUUAUUAUUAAUCAUGUUAGGUUUGGCUUCCUCUUUAACAAAUCGAGACCUGCCAUUCACAAAAUUGACCUGGAAACUGUGACCCACAUCAAGACCAUCAACUUCAAGAACCACAGCUGCAUCCCACAGGCCAUGGCCUACACCCACUUGGGCGGCUACUUCUUUGUCCAGUGCAGGAGGAGCAGGUCACUGGCUGUGUCACCACAGCUGAUCAUUGACAGCGUCACGGAUGCUGUCAUCGGCCCCAACGGCCAGGUGUCAGGCACGCCUCACAUCUCACCUGACGGACGCUACGUGGUCAGUACGGAUGAAGACAGUGGCAGGAUCAAAGUCCAGGCUGUAACUGUUCGAGGGGAAAUCGAGUUGAUUUACGACUUACAAACAAACAUACACGUAUCUGAUCUGACAUUUCAACCCUCUUUCACUGAAGGCAAUCAGUACUAUAUAUAUGCUACUUCACAUUUGCAAACAGAUGUGCUUUUUGUAGAGCUGUCAACGGGGAAAAUGAAUGUACUGAAGAAUCUAAAGGACCCUAUCACAUCCAAAGACUGGCCCUGGAGCAGCUACAACAGAAUUAUGAAAGACAGUGGAUUAUUUGGACAGUAUCUCAUUACACCCUCUAAAGAUUCACUGUUUGUUAUAAAUGGGAGGCAAAAUACGUUACGCUGCGAGGUUUCGGGCAUAAGGAGGGGUAACACAGUGGUGUGGGUUGGAGAGGUAUGAAAAGGCAAUAGCAGCAGAGCCUUCAGCAGGCAAGAACCAGUUGGACCUUUCCACUGCAACAAAGGAGCAGUAGCAUUGUAUAUUUUUACACUGGGAACAGAAGACAAAAAAAAAAAAAAAACCUAAAACCACAAAAAAAAGCAAAAAAAAAGGUAAAAAAAAGAAAAAAAACCCCUAAAAAAACCCCAAACCUGUAUAGGCUUCAUGGUACAACACUGGUCUACUUGCAAGGUUUUUAAUCUGAGGUGUGCUCUGCUAAUAGGAAGUGGUUUUGAAGGGGUGGGUUUUUUUUAAUUUGAGGGGAUGAUUUGUGGAUAUGAGAAGGAAAAAAGAAACCCAAACGCUGGGAAGUGAAUAAUAUCUCCACUGAGAUACUGUAGAAGCCACGAAACCUAGUGACCCUGUAAGAACAAACCCCCUUUUGAGUUCCCAUCCUGAGGAGCUGUUUUGUUCUCUUCAAGCCAUCAGUAUUCUCCCCUGUCCCUAACCCUGCCCGUUAGCUGUGCUGACUACCCAACCACAACCCAAAAGGACUGCAGCAGCAGGGACCGAAGCUAAAUCGACCUUCAGAUAAGGAGGGAAACUAAGAUCAGCCAGCAGUUUUCAACCCUCUGAAACUGAGGAGAGUGAUGUAAUGAAAACUGAUCAGUUUGUUCUGCAGGGUGGCUCUGGGAGUAUUCAUGGAUGUGGUUGCAGGAGGAAGGCACAGCAGAAAUAGGAGCUGGCAGCUCGCUGUCUUCUGCGCUUCGUUUUGCUCUGGGUACUUCUGAAGGCAACGUUAUGAGUCCUCCUCCCCUUCUCUUGCGUAUUUGUGUGAUGGCAUUUGAGAAAUCUGGCAUGAAGUAUCCAGGUCAUUGGAGUGGGUAAAGCCAGGAAACACGUGGAUGAGUGUUCAGAGUUUGCAAAAAAGGCUGUUGGGAAGGGGCCAUGAUUCUUUCAGCAGCUUGUGAGUGGUCAGCUCGGGCACAGUAUGCAAAGUCUGCUCUUCAGGGGCCAAGAACUUGUUAUGGUUAUUGCCAUAGGAGUCAGCAACGCUUCCAGAGACUGUUGGUUUCUCUCAUGAAAUAUUUAGUAGCACUGAAGUCAUUUGGUUCUUCAUAAACUGAUAGCUACAAUGACAGAAGAUAUUUUUAAUAGAAAACUCACUCAUUUUCCAGUCAUAGCCUUAAUUUCCCUAUUUCUUUCCAGACAUCCUGGGAAACAAUUUUUCUUUGCCCUUUUUUUCUUCCUGUUUAUAGUUUAUAUAGUUCACUUGUUUAUAGUCAAUUAUGUUUUGGUUAUGAGCAAAGAUAUUUGUGUCAAACCAGCUGAAUUACCCUAGAAUGCAACAGCUGGCCUGAAGAAAUUUGAGUUGAGUUCCCAUUAAAAAAGCAAGGAUCCCUUUGCCCAUUUGGAAGAGAAAAAAAAUUUCUAGUUGGAGCUGUCUACAUCCACCACCAGGAAGGAAUCAGGCCAAGAGCAGCUUUGACUCCUAGAUUAAUGCAAACCAGGUGAGCACCACUGCCACCAUUGAAUGGGCACAUCCAGGCAGUUGGAUCUCACAUACUGCUUAGAAAUGUAGUCUUGGAGCAGGUGAAGACUCUCUCUGGAGGUAAACAUCUCUCACAUCAGAGCCAGCCACCCACCAGCCUUUCAGAAGACCCAGCUCCACUUGUAAGUGACCUCGUUGCCCAGGGUUUGUACUAAAGCAGCUGCUGGAGGCAUCCAGUGACACGAAGUAGCAUGUGAAUUACUUUCCAGCACGGAUGCUCAAAGCCACCCUUUUCACAAGGCACAGAGAGGGAUGUGAGGAGAGAAGGAUGCAGGCCAACACUGGUAAUCUCUGCUCUAAAUGCCAAACUUUACCCACUGAGUCGCGUUUGGCCGUGGCUGUAGACCUGAAGUCACUGAAGCCAUUUUGCUUCUAUAGAGAAUAUAAUACAAAUCUGUUCAGACAGAAGAAGAAGGGGAGCUGAAUCCUAUGAAUUCAUGAAACAUGGAGUCCUUGAAAUUGCCCUUCCACACCCAUAGGCUGAAACCUCCAUCUCCUUUCACUUAUGAGCCAUAGGGGUUAGAAGAGACGAUCCCAUCAUUGCAACACAGUCAUAGAGCUCAGAUUGGCAUAGCCUUCCUUUAGCAAUGCAUGGUGUCCAUGAUUUUCUACUCAUCUGGUUAGGAGACAUACCCAUGUCAAGGAAAGGAGAAGACCAGCUUUGUAAGUACCUUUAAAUAUGCACAACUCCUUUCUUGAACAACGCUGUGUCCAUCCAUCGCGGCCAUCCUAAGUGUGUUUUACCAAGGCCAAACACUGCUCUCGUGUUCUUUUAUGACUUCUUGACUCUUUUGUUAUGCCUCUGGUAAGUUUCCCUGUAGAGACGUUCAUUGUGUCAUAGAUCAAGCAAAUAUUACUUUUUUAAGGGUGUUAAAAAGAGGUGUAUAUAUCUGUUCAGGUAAAUAUCCUUGAGGCUGGUUUAUAUAUGGCUGUGAAAGAUAUGUAACAGACCUCACUUCUUCCUCUUUGUUGCAAACCAUUGGAAUAGCGUUCACUUGAAGAACCCCACUUGGAACCUUCCAAAGAUGUUCCCUUUCUUCCCUCUUCAGCCCAAGUUCUGGUGAUGUGUUUUCUAAAUUAUCCUAAUGGUUAUAUAUCAUACUUAGAAAAAUGGAAGUGCAACUUAGAUUGUCCACACUCCUUGUGAACAGUUCCAAUGACAGUCAAACCUGACAUUAAAGUGCUGCACAUUUGUUACUCUGAUUUUA